Messenger RNA from Varanus komodoensis (Komodo dragon), 2393 nucleotides. It is a transcript of the gene EEPD1, whose product is annotated as endonuclease/exonuclease/phosphatase family domain containing 1. Gene Ontology annotation, molecular function: catalytic activity; DNA binding. Gene Ontology annotation, cellular component: plasma membrane. The record is from RefSeq and is a predicted model, not a curated record. The transcript has 5 exons. Lineage: Eukaryota; Metazoa; Chordata; Lepidosauria; Squamata; Varanidae. Bases 677 to 2107 code for a protein of 476 amino acids. Gene Ontology annotation, biological process: DNA repair.
GAGGUUGGGAAAUCAGCCGGCGGAGGGAGGAAGGAGGGAAGAGUCCACCGUGGGGCGGACGAGGAGCUGCUUCAAAAGGCACCGCGCAAGCCCCUUGCGACUCGGAUGCAGUCCCGGCGAGAUGCUCCAGUGAGAGUCGCUUUCUCCAGGGAAGCGCGGCGCUGGGUUGCCGUCGCGCCCCCGCCGCGGCGCAGCCACUUUCCAGGGGAUCCCUUGGGGCUCGCCCCUUUGCAGGUGUGGGACGCUUCGCCCGCCUGGCACUGGCGAGGGGCACGAGGGACGCCUCUGCCUCGUAACGCGGCGAGGGAAGCUUGUUCUGUUCCACUGCAAGCGUGCCUGUGUCUGCGGGUGCGUUUAGAAUAUUUUUAACUUUCCCCUCCGCCUGGCUUCAGGAGCAGGCUAAUAAUCUCAGCCACUGCUGCCAACUUUGGUUUUUCAGCCCAGUGUUUACAAGCCUUUCGUGAUGAAAGAUUUCUGGUUGUGUUUUUCAAUGGGACGCUUUGCCUUGUGCUCCUCUUCUUCAGAAGUUGUCUGUUUAGCUGCCCUUUCCAUGUGAAGAGGAGAAUCUUGGUCAGUGCCAAGGGCCCGUCUGCCCAGAAAAACCACCCGCCCCAUCAGAGCUGCAAAACGCACCGACAGGACAUCAGAGUAUCGCAUUGCUGAGACAGGACUAGUCAUGGGGGGAAACCUUGGCUGUCACCGGUCCAUCCCCAGAGACCCUUCAGACCUCUGCCACAGUCGAAAGUUCAGUGCAGCGUGCAACUUUAGCAACAUCCUCGUCAACCAGGAGAGACUGAACAUCAACACCGCCACUGAGGAGGAGCUCAUGACUUUGCCUGGCGUCAACAGGAUGGUUGCCCAAAACAUUGUGGAGUACCGGGAGUAUAUUGGGGGCUUCAAGAAAGUGGAGGACUUAGCCUUGGUCAGUGGCGUUGGAGCCGCUAAGCUGGAGCAGGUCAAGUUUGAGAUCUGCGUGAGCAGCAAAGGCAGUUCAGCCCAGCACUCGCCCAGCUCUUUACGAAAGGACCAGAACCUCGACCACCUUUCUGCUGCCAAGAUCAAUAUUAACACGGCCACACCUGCUCAGCUUAUGAGCAUCCGUGGCAUAACAGAGAAGAUUGCCAAUGGCAUUGUAGAGUACCGUAAGGAGCAUGGGCCCUUCAAGAGCAUUGAAGACCUAGUCAAGAUGGAUUGCAUCAACUCCUCAUUUUUGGACAAAAUCCGACAUCAGGUGUUCGCAGAGCGGUCGCGGCCCCCUUCAACAAACACCAAUGGUGGCCUCAAUUUCAUGGUCAAACCUCACCCAAGCCCCACCUCACUCAGCCUUCAGAGUGAGGAUUUGGAUUUUCCGCCAGGAGGGCCAACUCAGAUUAUCUCCACCCGGGCCACUGUGGAGAUGUUUGGUGGGAUGCGGGAUGGGAAGCCUGUCUUGAGGGUGGCCACCUGGAACCUGCAAAGCUGCUCUGUUGAAAAAGCCAACAAUCCUGGUGUGCGAGAAGUCAUAUGCAUGACCCUACUAGAAAACAGCAUCAAGCUUUUGGCCGUUCAGGAGUUGAUUGACCGAGAUGCACUCGAGAAGGUUGGAAUGAACGACCUCACACUGGUUAACCUUCACUUGGCUCCUUUGCCUACAGUGGGAGAAAACACUGUGAAGAACCAUAAUAGCCACAAGUUAGCAUCUUUUGCACAGACACUGCAGGAAACACUGAAAGGUGAAAAAGAUGUGAUCAUUCUAGGAGACUUUGGUCAGCCUCCAGACAGCAGCGACCACGACCUGCUGAGGAAGGAAAAGUUCCAUCAUCUGGUCCCUGCCAGCACAUUUACAAACAUCAGCACAAAGAACCCGCAAGGCUCCAAGUCUCUGGAUAACAUCUGGAUCAGCCGUAGCUUGAAAAAAGUUUUCACUGGUCAUUGGGCAGUUGUGAGGGAAGGCCUUACGAAUCCCUGGAUCCCUGACAACUGGUCAUGGGGUGGGGUGGCAUCAAGCCACUGCCCUGUGUUAGUGGAAUUUUACACAGAGAGGGACUGGAACCGAAAGGACCUGAUGCGAAAUGGAAAUGGAGUGAUGGUGGAAUGCAGUGACUCGAACACUAAACAUGAGCGAUGAUGCACAACCAUGCUGACUUCCCUUCCCUUUCCUGGAGUGAAGGUCUGAAGCUCCCUUUGCUCAAGGCCUGAUGGUGAACCAGAACUGCCUUUUUCUCCUCAUUUAAAGAGAAUCAGCUUCUGCUUUUAACAUCUCCCUUUCCCAUUCCUGCCUUUGUGCCCCUUUAUGGAUGUUUUAGGGUAUCCUGUUGCUGUCGAAUGAUUUGUGACUUUAUGGAGACGUGGUGGACACUUCUGUGCUUGGAUACCUGGAUAACUGCAAAUAAAACGCACUUUUUAAUACUGUA